AUGGGAAUGGUCGGAAUGCUUCGUCAUGAUCUUCAACAAAGAUUUCAAGGAUCAACUUCUACUGAUGAUAUAAAUUUGGAAAAUGCUAGUGUUGAUAUUCUUUUUGAGGAAUUUGAUGAAGAUGAAGUUUCACAAAUUGAUAUCGAAUUACCGGAUUUUGAUACGAAUAACAAUGAGCUAAUAAUGGAAGAGUUUUUUGAUAUGAGAACCUUUGAAGAACAAAUUAUGAUUGAAGAAGGUUCCCAACCUCAAGAAAAUACUAUCAGCAAUGAAGAUUGGUCAAUUAAUGAUAUCUUCUGA
Cetraspora pellucida is the source of this 300-nucleotide messenger RNA. The record is from the annotation of a GenBank genome assembly. Lineage: Eukaryota; Fungi; Glomeromycota; Glomeromycetes; Diversisporales; Gigasporaceae.